This is a messenger RNA of Penicillium digitatum Pd1, 1059 nucleotides long. RefSeq names its product Arabinogalactan endo-1,4-beta-galactosidase GalA. Gene Ontology annotation, molecular function: glucosidase activity. The record is from RefSeq and is a predicted model, not a curated record. NCBI's taxonomy places the organism in Eukaryota, Fungi, Ascomycota, Eurotiomycetes, Eurotiales, Aspergillaceae. Gene Ontology annotation, biological process: pectin catabolic process.
AUGCUUCCCUACCUCUUCCUAGCUGCCACUCAGCUCUUCGCCUCAACAUCCGCCGCAUUAACCUACAGAGGAGCGGAUGUCUCUUCCCUCCUCAUCGAGGAAGGUAAAGGGAUCUCUUACAAGAACCUCGCCGGCACACCAGAAAGGCUGGAAACCAUCCUCUCGGCCAGCGGCGUCAACACUGUUCGCCAACGCUUCUGGGUGAAUCCCAGCGAUGGAUCGUAUAACCUGGACUAUAACGUUAAGCUCGCAAAGAGGAUACAGGCACAGGGGAUGGGCACGUAUCUCGACUUGCAUUACAGUGAUUACUGGGCGGAUCCAAGUGAACAGAGCGCUCCCUCGGGCUGGUCGAAAACGGACAUUGGAGUCCUGGCUGGACAAGUGUACGACUACACCCUGCACGUAUGCAACACGUUUGCGGCCAAUCAUCUCGAUGUGGAGAUCGUCUCCAUCGGUAACGAAAUCCGCAACGGCCUGCUAUGGCCCCUGGGAGGAACAAGCAGCUACAGCAACAUUGCACGGAUUCUGCACUCCGCCGCGUGGGGUGUUAAAGACUCCAAGCUGGCAACCACUCCCAAGAUCUUGAUCCACCUCGACAAUGGCUGGGACUGGGGCUCUCAGAGGUACUUCUACGAUCAAGUCCUGGCAUCCGGAUCUGCACUCCUCUCCACGGACUUUGACUACAUUGGUGUCUCUUACUAUCCCUUCUUCUCCGAGGAUGCGUCGCUUGCUUCGCUGAAGACGAGUCUUGCGAACCUGCACUCGACGUUCAAGAAGGAGACGCUAGUUGUUGAAACGAACUGGCCGGUUUCUUGUCCCAAUCCUGAGUUCCCCUUCCCGUGGGAUCUUAAGGACAUUCCGUUCUCGGUUGCUGGACAGCAGACUUUCCUUCAGAGACUUGGUAACGUUGUGGAGUCUGUUGGUGGGUUGGGUGUCUUUUACUGGGAACCUGCUUGGGUUGAUAAUGCUGGACUUGGAAGCAGUUGCGAUGAUAACUUGUUCUUCUCUUGGACGAAUGAUCAGGCUAGGGCUAGUCUGAAUACCUUGGGUAGUCUGUGA